UAUAGAUCUCCAGUAAAAUAGUGAAUAUCAAACGCAAGCACUGUAGCACACAUCUCUCUUACACCAGUACAGGAAGUUCAGUGAAAAGGCACAAACCUAUUCGGCAGCCAGCGGUUCAUUGACAACCGCGCGAAGUCUGCUGCUACGAUCAGCUGAUCAGAGUUUUGUUGUUCACGUAGCAUACGUAUACAUAGAGAAGAGUGACCGUAUGUGACACGUAGCGCAAAUAAUUUACGUGUAAAUGGAUCCCGAGAAUUAUACGGUGGAAUUGAUACGUCAGGAUAUUGUUAAGAACCAUCUCCAAGUGAACGCUUUAAUACAAGACAUACAACAAUGCACCGGGCCGUUGGAAGUAUUAGACGAGCUCAAUGCCGAAGGUAGGACCAAGAUAGCGGUGUUGGAAUCCUCUAUAGAGCGAUUGUCGUCUGUCGCCGAGACCGAACCAAACGAGAAGAAAAAGACUGAAUUAUUGUCCGUCGUCGAGAGCUACAAGGAACAAUUGAGCGUAUCCUUGGCGGCCUUUCGCAAGGCCAAUGUCAUUAGUGCGUGUGUCAUCGACAAAUUGGCCAGAGAGAAUCUGCUCUCCCUGCCGGAGGAGCGGCAGAAUGUCCUUCGCAAACGACGGGACAAGCAAAGCUUGACGGAUGCGUCCAGCCAGAUCACGGAUAAACUGUUCAGCAUCGCGAGGCAUCUAGCUGAAACAACUCAGAGAAGUGCUGAUACACUGGACACGCUGUUGACAUCCUCAGACAAGGUUGACAACACCAGAAACGAGUUGGAGCAUCAGCAGCAAGUGAUAGUGCAGUCGGGGAAGCUUUUGGGAAAGUACGGUAGGCGCGAAGUCACCGAUAAAGCGUUGCUCGCGCUGGCCUUUAUGUUUUUCCUCGCCUGUGUGUUUUAUAUUUUACAAAAGAGACUGUUCUGAGGCCCUGCGCAACGUUGACGAAGUGCAUGGAUCAGGCGUUUACGGUGAUAUCACGUGAUGACUGUAAUAUAUAUAGCGCAGGAAUUCUCAUAAUAAGUCGCGUAGGGAAUAUACAUAUAUGUUUAAAAGGAAACCGGGUGGGGAUUUUUAUAAGUAUUUUAAUGACUUUAUGCGUGUGUGGAUAAGCUUGCCCGUUAAUCUCUUAAAAGCGUUUUCAUUCCGUCACCAAAUCUUAUUAAAUAAACUCAACUGGUUGUAUAUAAUGGUAUCCUGUAAGAAAAUAGAAUAUUUAUGAGAUUUCAAAACGCACGCACGUUUCUGCCGCUCACUAUCACUAAGACGAGCAAUUACACAUCGCGGGACGUUGAACUAGUUGGCCGUACAUUCUUACAACCGCUCAUGAACUCCUCCCUAGUGACUAUGCCGUCCCUGUCAGCAUCCAUCUUCUCGAAGAACCUAUCUACUUGGAUCUUAAUCGCGGGCUGGUUCGUCUGUACGUCCUGCACCAUCUCAAGAUCGCCAAAACUGACGAAGCCGUCGCCGUCCUUGUCGAAGCUAUGAAGAACGAUUCGCGUGUAUCUGGUUGGAUCACCCAGUGGGAACAAUUUGGCAUACGCGAGCUUAAGGUCGCCAGUCGUCGCGCAUCCUCGAGGACAGAACUGUUUGAAAGCACGGUACAGCCUGCGAAUUUCAUCCUUGGAGAAGCCGGUGCGCCAGGUCAGGGUGGACAGCUCCUCCGGGAAAUAAUACAGCGAUUGCUUAUCGUCCUCUGGAAAACUAUCUAUGGAAAGGUGAUCGACUUGUUCUGACGUAGUCGCAAAUUAUGGAAACAUUCUUAUGUGAUAAUCCACUGGUUCACUCUUGUUUUCUUUAUCGUUUAGUUAUGUAGCGAUGUGGUUUUAUUAAUUUUAAAUUUUAUCUCAGAGAAUUUUACAAAAGUUCUGUAACUUGUAUACUGAAUGUAUGUUUAUUCCGUUCAGAAAAUUUUCAAAGAACGUUGCUGUGCCUUUACUGAAUUUAGAGACUCAAAAAUACAAAAAAAGUUUGUAGAAAGAUUUUUACAUAUGAUGAUUACGAAGAUCUUAUUACAGAUAAAUGAUUAUUGAGAAAAUUAGCUAGACAUAUUUGAUUUUCUACUUCAAUCUCCGUAACUCAAUUAGUCGAUGAAAGAAGAAAAACAAAAGUUAAGACGGUAGAACCAAUCGCAUCGUAUAUCGCGACAUACCAGUAAUUCUUUGGAGGUUCUCCUUCAUUUUUCUCAGGCUCCGCUGCAUCUUAAUCGAGAGGCUGGGUCGGUGAAAAGACUCGCAGCUGCUUUUAUCGUCAGAACUACUGCGAUUUGACAUUCGAAGACGUUUCGAGAAACACGAGGACAGACUGAACGAGCGAACGACGCUUCUGCAAGUAGAGCAGAGCGGAACUGACGCACGUGGUGCAGCCGGCUGCACGGAAGAGUUUUGAUGAAGUCUGCAGUAGCCAAAAUAUUUAGAUUUACCGCGGCACGUCUGUAGGUCUCAAUGAGAAGCGAUGUUUGAACAUAUUCACAGCAACAAUCUUAAGUGCAUCAGAUAAGGUUUGCCGGUUCAUUUUUAAAGGUAUUUUUUCAAGCUCAUAAAUCUCCCAUCGAAGCAAUUUUUGUAUUUACUCUAUACUAAAAUCUUUGAGAGAGAGAGAGAGAAUCUCCAAUGGAGGCAGAAAAGUCUUACCAAAUUUGCAUUAGGAUUUUCUCUAAUUUUUAAAUUGGCAGAUUUAAAAUGUAUCUCUUUUGGAUUGACUUAUCAAGAUGUAUUUUAUUUUUGGAUUACAAAAUGUAUCUCAUUCUUGAAUUAACUUUGCAAAAUGUAUCACAUUUUUAGUUUAACUUUCCAAAAUAUCCCUCAUCCUUUGAUUAAUUUUUUAAAAUCUUUAUCUUAUCUUUUAUUUUCCGGAGUCGAAAGAAUAGAAAUUGGAUGACGCGCUUCUCUCUGAAGGUUCCUGUGAAACAAUACAAUGAGAGUGAGAUGGGAAAAAUACAGGAUAAAAUUUCAAAGUCCUGCAAAUUCGGGGAUUGUCGAUGAUUAUAACAGUUUGGACUGCGACUGAAUUUCGAAGAGCAGACUGAGCGUGAAAAAUCGCUCGCGCGUAUUACGAGCUUCUUUGUGCAAAACCGCAGGGUGGACUUUCUCUGCCGAAUGCUAUUAAUAGUUAGGUGGAUUGGAAACCGACUAUUACGAUAAUAGGAAAUCGUAGAACAAAUCUAGCUGCGACUUAACCGGCCCUAUCGCGGUCCGACGACUUGCCGUUUAUGGAAGAAUUCAUAAUACGUCAAGUGUAAGAACGAUUCUAUGCAAUCGCGCCAAGUGACCGACCUUGUUUAUGAUCACGAGUCACAGUUCGAUAAUCGAGCUUAUUACCUCUCAAUGACUACUCCUGCGGCGACACUCGAGCUCUUAUUUAUUCACACAUUUAUUCACCCAGUUACUAUGUGAUUAAAAACUAAUUAUUUCGUAUCUUGCGAUCGGUAUUUCACACAAAAUAGUGUACAAUAUGUGAAUGAAAUCGGGAAAUACUCUGUAUAAGAUAGCACCUAAAAAAAGAAAGAGAACAGUUAUCAGUAACAAAACUUCGCUGAGGACUAGAUGUAUCGAUAUAGAUUAAUAUUAAUUGACUGACUUUCUUACAUUUUUAUAAUAAAAAUAUAUAAAUAUAAUUUAUAUAUUAUAUAUUACACACAUAAAUAAAAUAUAUACUUCCAAAAUA
Molecule: messenger RNA, 3664 nt
Organism: Odontomachus brunneus
Lineage: Eukaryota; Metazoa; Arthropoda; Insecta; Hymenoptera; Formicidae
Gene: Sec20
Product: vesicle transport protein SEC20
Exons: 4
Coding region: 242-925 (227 amino acids)
Biological process (GO): retrograde vesicle-mediated transport, Golgi to endoplasmic reticulum
Cellular component (GO): endoplasmic reticulum; SNARE complex
Molecular function (GO): SNAP receptor activity
Source: RefSeq, a predicted model, not a curated record